CCUGGGCCACCUGCAGCUAUAUCAGUAGGAAAGCGCUGCAGAAGUUGAAGCUGGGACUUAAAGUCCAGAAACUAACAGACCCCAUAGUUAGUAUCCUCGUAGACAAUCGUACUAUGGUCGUCAAGGAUUACGUAGAGGGAGUCCAGGCGUAUUUCCGCCUACAGAAGGAUGGGAAAGUGGAGAAGGUCCUCCACUCCCUGACUCUCCUCGUAGAAGACACCCUCCCAUUCAAUAUCGUUCUGGGAAUGGAUUGGGGAGAGGCAGCUGGGGCCACACUCCAUUUGAAGGAGCACGAGUGUAGGCUCCCUAGCCCUUCAUGCGAGGCUAAGACUGCCCGCCUGUUCCAUGUGUCCGGAGUAGAGAAUCCCUUGGCACAUUGCUGCCUUAGUGCACCUGCAUUCGCGAGGCUCGUGAAGACGGAGCACCUAGAAGAACAGGUUUUUGUAGCCUAUGUAAGGCCAGUAACCGAGCCUAAGGGAGAGAAGCCUAUAGACCCUACGAUUGCCAAGCUGCUGGAGGAGUUCAAGGACCUAGCUGAGCCGCUGACAGGAGUAGUACCGCGGCCUAUCCAGCACCGCAUUGAGAUUGAGCCUGGCAGUAGGACUCCCAAAGGAGCCGUGUAUAGGAUGUCCCCGUGGGAGUUAGAGGAGCUUCGUAAGCAAUUGGACGAGCUCCUGGAGAAGGGUUGGAUUAGGCCCAGUUCGUCUCCUUUUGGAGCGCCUGUUCUCUUUGUUCCCAAGAAAGAGGGAGAGUUGAGGAUGUGUAUAGACUAUAGGGGUCUGAAUGCUGUUACAGUGAGGAAUGUUGAGCCACUGCCUAGGAUAGAUGAUCUUUUAGAUCGAGUGCAGGGGGCAAAGUACUUCUCCAAGAUAGAUUUGAAGUCCGAAUACCAUCAGAUAGAGGUGCAUCCUGAUGAUCAGUAUAAGACAGCUUUCCGGACUAGAUUGCUGAGAAAGGAAACCAUCUGGAAGUGGGACAAGGACUGCACGUCUGCUAUGAAAAAACUGAAGCAGGCACUAAUAGAAUAUCCAGUCCUUAAGGUAGCCGGUCCGUCCUUGCCCUUUGUCGUCACUACGGAUGCUAGCCAGUACGGCAUAGGUGCGGUAUUGCAGCAAGACGAUGGCAAUGGUUAUAGACCCGUAGAGUUCAUGUCCGCUAGGAUGCCUUCAAAGAAGGUUGCGACAUCUACCUAUGAGAGGGAACUCUACACUCUCAGGCAGGCAUUAGAACACUGCAAGCAUUACUUGCUUGGGAGGCACUUCAAAGUCUACUCUGACCACGAGACAUUGCGAUGGUUAAAGACGCAAGCCAAGAUGACACCUAAGCUUACUAGGUGGGCCGCAGAGAUAGACCAGUACGACUUCGAGCUCAAGCCAGUCAAAGGGAAGUAUAACGUAGUUGCGGACGCACUGAGUAGAAGAGCUGAUUACUUUGGGGCCAUAGUCCAUUACCUAGAUAUAGGAUCAGACCUACAACAGAAAGUUAAAGAGGCGUACGCAUAGGACCCCAUCUAUAGUGAGCUCCUUAAGAGAGUUAAGGAAGCCCCAGAGUCUGAGCCAUACUACCGCACUACUGAUGGGUUGUUGUUUGAGAAGACUAAUGUAGCAGACCGUUUGUGCGUCCCCAACAGUGAGGAGAUCCAGAGUCUGAUCUUGGGGGAAUGUCACGACAUCGAAGGACACUUUGGUUGGCAAAAGACCUUAGCCAACCUGAUGCACGCGUACACCUGGCCAGGAAUGAAAAAUGACUGCAUAG
Chara braunii is the source of this 1755-nucleotide messenger RNA. Lineage: Eukaryota; Viridiplantae; Streptophyta; Charophyceae; Charales; Characeae. The record is from the annotation of a GenBank genome assembly.